AACCAACGCGUCAUAAACGCCCGGAUGUACUAAUAAACAACAUGCAUUGUUUGAUGCCGGCUGUGUGAUCCAAAAUCUAAUGUUUACAAGAAGAAUAUUAAAUAAAUAUAGAGAGAACAAUCAUAUUCUUUGUUGAAACGAAAUCAUGGCGCAUCAUAACGAAGUUCAAACAUGGUCUUUGUCCUCAGAGGAGUUAUUCCAACGACAUUUUCCUUUACACCAAGCAUGCCGCAAUGGCGACUUGGAAAGUCUGUCGAUUUUAUUAUCCAGCGGAAAUACCGAGUUCUACGAAGAGGACAGUUUUUACGGAUGGUCUCCGUUACAUUGGGCAGCAAAUUUUGGAAAGCUGGCUUGUCUGAGGAAACUCUCUAGUCUCUCGCAAUACGGGUGUGACAAUGCGUCCUCCAAGUUCCAACAAUCUCCGCUCCACCUGGCGUCAUGUGCUGGUCACCCUCACUGCAUUCAGUGGCUAGUCCAGUCAGGGGCUAGUAUCGAUCGCCAGGACUAUCUGGGUGAUACCCCCACACACAAAGCCGCCAAGAAAGGACACAUGGAGUGUGUCAGUCUGCUAGUGUCCCAGGGGGCAAGUCUAUGUUUGCUCAAUCAUAGUCAUUGUACACCUAGUCAAGCAGCGGCAGAAAACGGCCACCUUGAGUGUGCUCAGUACAUUGAGAAUGCUGCCAAACUGCAGAGCCAGGGACAACUGCCCAGGACUCAGUGUGUUACUAUGCAACCAUCCCACCUACUGCACGGUCAGAUGGAGCAGAUGAUGACCGACACGACUCAUCAUAAUGGUCACUUUUCUGAUGGUCCCAGUCCUGUUGAUAAUGGCAUGGAUAUGUCAGGGGAUGGACCCCUAAUCGGCACGAAGAGGGGGCGAGAUGAGUGCUGCGAGGAGGAUUCCUUCAAACGAAUGAGGAAAGGGGAUGUGUGUGUCUUGCAAAACUCGGGCAUUUCUAACACGCCAUUAGUUAACAACAACAGUUAUUUCCCCUCCUUGACAGGAAGUAGUGUAGAGGAACAUGAGAGAACAGUGUGGGCACAGCAAGGAUAUGACUCCCUGUUUAUCCAUUCGGUCAUCAGUGAAUUUCAUGGAUCUUAAGGUGGCUGCAUCCAAAAAAUAAAUAACAUCACCAGGAAAGGAAGCAGGGAUCCUACUACAUUUGUAUUUAUUUUUGUCAAAAAAAAAAUUAGUUCUGUUCGCCAAUGUACUUAUCUUUCUAAAUGGCUACAUUUGUUUUGUGACAUUUGUUUUUUGCUUAUACAUAAACAUGUAUAUACAUAUGUAUGACAAAAAUGUUAAUGUGCAUUUUUAUUUUUGUCCAUGACCUAUAAAUUUAAGUUUUUUUGUAAAGAAUCUCAAUCUUUUAGGGAUCCAGUUUUAUGAAAUGAUAAGUAGACAUUGGCAAAUUGUUAUCUUGCACCCUUUUGCAGAUUAUUAAAAAGUAAGAUAAAUCAUUAUCUGGGAUAUUUUACAAUACGUUCUAUUUCCACUACUGAAAAGUUAUAGUUCUUAGUGCGCUCUUUUGUGAAAAAGUCGGAGAAUGUACAAAUCUCGCGGGAUUUCUGGGACAAACGUAACAUAAACAUGUAAACAACACGUUGAAUGUCGAUGAACAAAUCCUAACAAAAUGCAUAUGAAAUCUUUUAUUGCUGUGGACUUUAUUUAAAUCAAGAGUAGAGAUGACAAGGAUAUUAAUUUAUAUUUAUUGGUGAUCGUAUGUAUCUCUUUAUCAUAAUGGCACAUUUAAAGUCGAUACACAUACCUCAGAAUUAUGUCGUAUUUUUAUCAAUGGACGAUAAAGUUAGGGUUUUCGCUCUCUUCCAUAUGUCAUCUCGUUCUUCUAUUCUUUAGUUAGAAUGAAAAAUGCACUUAACAUUUAAAAUUGGAUUGAUACUGGCAUGUUUUGUAUUAUCCCCAAUGCCAUGCUGUCCCAGUCAGACGACCAAACACGCCUCUAAUUCUGAAGAGUUCACUAAUGGAAAUACAACGUUUUUUGAGCAAUAUAUCCCUUUAGAAUCACUUACAUAAUUCUUUUUAUGUAUGUACUCCCACUUAGAGGGUUGGCAGUAAUUUUUAUGAAAGAUAAGCAUGACACUAAAAUUUGACUAAAAUCUACCCACUGUUUAUUAAAAUGCUAUCUUUAAGCUGCUUCUUUUACCAUUUUAAUGUUCAUGUACUUUAUUAUUAUUAUUUUUAGAUUUUUUUAUUUUGAUGAAUGUAUAGGCAGCGUUCUUUACAAACAGUAAAGAACAAAAUGUUCCCAUCAAGUUCAAACAUAAUUUUAUUUGUUUUUCUUUGAUAUUGGUAAACUUCUACCAUUUUUCAUUGAGUUGAAUUUACUGUUUCACCGAGUUAAAUUCCAUGUACAUAUCAUUUAUUAUCAUAACUGCAUGAUUUAUUGCAGAGUUCUCAUUUAAGACUUUAAGUCAAAACAUAAUUUUCAUUAAUUAUUGUAAUUUUUUUUUUGCCACUUUUAUUGACAUUGAAGUAAAUCAAUGGGUGUAUAAAAGUAGCAAAUGUUAGUAUCGUCUAGAUAUUCAAUAUAUAUACAUGUAUAUGUCCUAUGGACAAAAAAAUCUGAUUUAUAUACCUUCGCUGUGCUAUGUAUAUGCUAAAAAUUAUAGUAGAUGAAAAUUCUUAAAUUUUUUUUUAAAGCAAAUGGAUGUACACAAUGUAAAUAAGAAUUAACAUAGUAAUGAUAUAUUGCUGGAUCUCUAAAAAAAAAACCAAUACUCCAGGCUAAUAAAGAUAGUACUAGUAAUUAAUGCAUGUAUCGAAUUAUUUUUAUCAAGAUAAACAGAUAUACAGAAUGAUUAUUUGCUUUUAGUUUAUACAUUUUAAUUUGAUGUUUUUGCCAAUUUUUUUAAAAGUUGGAUAACUUUUUUUAUUUGAUUCAUAUUUACAGUUUUAUUUGAAGUUUGUUUUACCAAGAACGUUGAAAUCGUCCCAGAUAAUCUUACUUGAAGAUCUGAAAAAUAGAUAACUAUAUACAUAUAAAUACAUGCUGUUUUAUACUUCCUAAAAGGAAUGCAAUUAUUUGUAAUCAUAAUGGCCUUUGUAAUUUCUGCCAUCACUGUCUCAGAGUUUUGAAUGUCAGAGAUUUUUCCCUCCAUAAUACAUUAUUUUAUUGGUUGGUGCUGUUAAUUAACAGGUGUAUCUGUUUGUUAAAAUUUUAAUUACUGAGUGAAUAUUUGUGUGUUCAUAAGUAUUUAUGAUUAUCUGAAAGUGUUUACAUUGGACCACUGUUUGUUUAUGUUUGCAAAGAUUUUUCAUGAUUGUCCAAAACUAACUUGAUCAAAACGUUUUUUUUUUUGAAAGUUUUGUAUUUUUUAUUGUGGAUGAUAAAGUGCAAUGAAAUAUAAAUAGUGAAAUACC
Molecule: messenger RNA, 3379 nt
Organism: Saccostrea cuccullata (small rock oyster)
Lineage: Eukaryota; Metazoa; Mollusca; Bivalvia; Ostreida; Ostreidae
Product: ankyrin repeat domain-containing protein 10-like
Exons: 5
Coding region: 146-1102 (318 amino acids)
Molecular function (GO): protein binding
Source: RefSeq, a predicted model, not a curated record